Molecule: messenger RNA, 5561 nt
Organism: Spodoptera littoralis (African cotton leafworm)
Lineage: Eukaryota; Metazoa; Arthropoda; Insecta; Lepidoptera; Noctuidae
Source: the annotation of a GenBank genome assembly
AAUCCGACAGCGGUGCACUCAUGUUGAAGCGAAGGCCGCUAUCCAAAUCUAAAUCAUUCUGAUUUCGUCGCUGGAACAGUUGUUACGGGUUGAAAUAAGUUUGGCAUAACACCUGCUCCGGGCAUAUCCUGUAUUCACAACAUAUCUAUCACUUGUGACAACUGUUAAUAACUUCCAAACUUGAACAGUUUGCGGUAUCCGAUACCCAAACAAUACUUCGUUAAGAGUGAGCGAAAGAAGGAAACAACUUGAACAAUGAGUCAAAACAACGUGUACACCAACAAAGUUGAGGAGGAGUACUUGGACAUCGUGUCCAGGAAUGCUUGGGCCCUGGUCUAUCAGAAGAUCGGGCUGGAAUGCCAACGCUAUGGCUACACCUUGAACGAAGCCAAGAAAGCCCAGAACAAGCCAUUGAACCGCUACCGCGACGUGAAUCCCUUCGACCACACCAGAGUUGUGCUGAAGCGCUGUGAGAGGGACUACAUCAAUGCUAACUAUGUAACCAUGGAACGUGCCAACCGCCGCUAUAUUCUAACCCAGGGUCCUUUGGCAUUCACCGUGGGACACUUUUGGUUAAUGAUCUGGGAACAGAAUACAAAAGCUAUAUUAAUGCUAAAUAAAGUGAUAGAGAAAAACGAAAUAAAGUGCCACUGGUAUUGGCCGCAAGGUAUAGGUGAAACACAUAAGAUGACCUUCAAUGAUGUCCAAUUAGCACUUGUCCUUGAAAAAGAAGAAGAUUGCUGCUACUAUUCUACCAGGCAGUUCAAGCUGUAUGAUCUUGAGAGCGGCGAAAACCGCGACGUAAUGCAGUACCACUACACCACCUGGCCGGACUUUGGUGUCCCCACCUCUCCAAAUGCGUUCCUCCAGUUCCUGAAGAGAGUACGAGAGUCUGGGGUCUUGGAUCCUACUGAUGGGCCUCCAGUUAUCCAUUGCAGUGCCGGUAUCGGACGAUCAGGCACAUUCUGCCUUGUCGAUUGCUGUCUUGUCAUCGUGGAAAGGGAAGGAAUCGAGAACCUCAACAUUCAAGAGGCGCUCCUCGAGAUGCGUCGGCACCGGAUGGGCCUGAUCCAAACUCCUGAUCAGCUUCGGUUCUCCUACCAGGCCGUCAUUGAAGGCAACCUUAACUUCAGCCAGCAAGAUUCCAGCUCGGAUGAGAGUCCCCCAACACCGCCAUCGCGUGACAACUCCUUGUCUGCGUCGUCCGCUGAUGAUGAAGACGACGAGCCGACGGCUGCAGUGGCCGAAAGUUCUGGCGAUGGAGCCGAUACCCUGCGUCGGCGGCGGAAUCGUGAGCUGGCAGACCGCGUGCUCAACAUGAAACGGAAAGCGCGGGAGGCCGAGAGAUGGCACCGGAUUAAGAGGUCGCUGUACAAACCUCUCACCAUCACAUUCGGGUUUAUAUUGGCCGGCAUCAUUAUCUACUCAUACGUCAAGCACUAAACUCCCGACACGCCCGAUUUUCUAUAUCCUACUAUAUUACGCGAUUGUUACAUUUUUGAGUCGAGUUUGCAUUGAACCCACUUUCUGAGCAAUUUUUAUUGCAUUUCUCCUUGAGGGAGGCCUCCCUCCGCGACGAAUGAUCCAGAAUAUUGCUUUUUGACAGCACUUCUCUCAAAUGAUUUAACCAUGCAUCGUGCAUACUCGCUCAACAUACAAGUUGGAGUUGACACGUGAAUGAGGAAUGAGUUAUGAAAAUAAUAACCAAUAAUGAAAGUCGGGCUCGUCAGGAUAUUUAUUAAGACUGCAUUAUUAUUCAUGUAUUUUAUAUUCGACAUAUUAACAUGUAAUCAUAAGGCGAUUAGUCGUAUACUAACAAUUGUGAGGAAGUUCUACUUUAUACAUAUUAUAUGACACUAAGUUAUUUUACACCAGUUAUUGUGUUAGUGUGACAAGUCACUGUUGGCGGUCCAGUUGUUGUAACAUACUCGACUCAUGUCAUCACUUAUGGAGUCAGCGACUUGUUAAAAGGACACGAGACUUUAAUCAGAAGCUUUCUCGUCUCUAUUCAAUGUAAGAACUUCUUGACACUAUCAUCUUAUCGACUUUUGUCUCCGGUUUUCUCAUAAUCAUGGGGUUGCGCAUUCAAAUUAUCAAUAACAUUUUACAUUUCAUACUCACUGUGGUUUUUACUGUUGGUAAUUUGGUGUGUAACCCUGUGUGUUGUGUAUUUGAUUAAUGUACAAUCUUCACCCGACAACGAAGUGGAAAUAUUUGUGGAGCAUACUUGCAAGUCGCUGUACAGUUACGACUCCCGUAUUCAGUCGAUUCCUCGUUAUGACGCCGUGUAUACCAUUUGUUAGAUGUGAGACGGCGGUAGACCGUCGCCGAUGUGCGCUAUAAUAUUUGUGUGACUACUACAUCAUAUAAUAUGUAUAUAUAAUAUGUUAAAAUAAGAAUAAAAAAAAACGCAAAAAAAUCGUAGCAUAUAAAUUCUAGGUGUAUUUAUUUUAAAAAUGAAAGUCAAUUUUGUAAUAUCACGUGUUAGAAUUUACGCACCUUUUGUUAAUAAUUUUUUUCCUUUUUAUUAAAAUAAUAUCAGUUUUUUAUCUUUACAAAAUUAAUGAGCUUAUUCUCUAUUUAGAGACUUUUUCAGGGAAUUAGAUCGCGUUUGCGAUAGGGUAUUUGUAUUUAAUAAAUUGAAAGACGGUGAUAUCAGACGAGAGGAGCCCCGGCGCAGGCUGUAGCCGCGCGGUCGUGCGGGAGAUAGAAGUUAUGCUCAGCUUUACUUUAUUAAUAUAUUUUUAUUUUUAUUUUAAUAAUUUCAAUGCAUUUCUGUAUUAUAAAAUCAUUAUUUUUUAUUAAUUCAAUGAAAAUCAUAACGACUACCUGAAUUAUAAUUUGUUUAUUAGAAUAACGAUGAUAAUAAUUAUGAAUUAUGUUAACUUGUGGAUCGUACGGUUUCCACGUGUGGGCUCGAUCCCACAGGAAUAUUAGGCAGUGUGGAGUCCGGGAUUGUAGGAACAUCAAAUGUGAAUAUACAAGUGAACUAUUACUAUUGUGUGAACUAGUGGCGCGGAUAUUAUGUCUACAGCAAGCGGUUAUCUGUAGAAAUGACAACGCUGUUUCUAAACCAUGAUUUUAUCAAAGAUUUUGAAAACUGCGUGCUAAACAUCAUGCCAUGUAACUAAGGGUUAGCGGUUAGUGCAACUCCCGUUUGUUAAAAGUUCCGGUAAAUUGUGAUUGGUAACGUAGGACUGACCGCGAGACGCGCGGGUAAUUGACAAGGAAGGUGGUGUACGAAGGAAGGGUGCUAAAUGUAAUGAAAAUGAAACAAACAAAAUACGUGUGUAGAUCAUACGCUUCAAAAUUUGUUAUAUAUUGGGGAAGGCUACAUUUUGAAAUUCGGUUUGUUAAUUUCAGGUUUAAAACGGCGGACGAUUCGAAAGAACAUAGCGAAGAGACAGAGGAGAUUAGGUAAAAGAUAAAGUAAUUUUUUAAAUUGUAACAUAGAUAUCUCGGUUGCGUGCGUCUCGGCACUUAGGAUACGCGAGGACGGUCGAACGCACUGCUGUUUGACGUCCAAUUGCGUUGCAUUAAUUAAUUAUGAAUUAAACUGUCAUAAACUGUCCGUUAAUAACCGUCCUAAUGAAUACCAAAUUCAAAAUUGUCGUUUAAUCCAUGGAUUUAAUUACAAAAAUUAUCGUUUUAAUUGUUUUUAUUUUGCUUUUUUGGUUUUGGUUUGACGUCAUUAACGGAUCUUAUUGAAACCUUUGAAAGUAACCUCGUUUGAUAUUCUCGUAUAGCGCUUCAGUAUUUUACUGUAUUUGAAAGGUUUUUUUUAGUUUCCUUAUUAUAAGAUAUUUUGUCGUUCACUGCUUUCGUUCAUUUUUGAGGCAGCUCUCACUAGAACAUAGGGGCGGUUUCUUAUGUUCUUUUAACUAAAUAAAUACGUGGGCGUUGACUGAGGAGUACAUAGGACCUAUUGAUUGAUGAGGACUUACAUUUUUCUAUUUUAAUUACUUCAUACUUUUACAGACACAUAGUAAUGCCCCGUCAGUCAUAUAAUAACACAAUUCCACUUAAAUUUGUGUUUCGAAUAUUCAAACUGUAAAUACAUCUACACAUUAGUUAUUAAGUUUACGAAUAUUUAAAAUUAGUAUAAUUAAAAGUACGUUUAGUGAAUAAUUAUACCUUUAUUGGGGAAUAGUUAUUUCGUCAAGUAAAUAUAAUUUGGACAAAUUAUUUUUUAUAUAAAUUUUAGUUAGUAUAAUGGUCUCGCUCAUUUGUCAACUGCUUCCGAAGCUGUCCGAGACCCAGUCUUGCCACUUAUGAUGUAUCGUGCUCUGAUAACUAUUGUACGUACAAUUCCCCAAUGGAGGUAGCUCCUACUGAUUGUAUCCUUUGUAAACAUUCAUUAGUGCGAUCAUUACAAACUGAAUCGACCUAGUGAACGUCCGAACUGAAACACAAUAUUGUAUCCGCCGUCUACCUACUAUAGCAGACAGUAUCAUUCGGAAGUUUGUUAACAAUUACUAUUUGUUCAUUAGUGUACUUGGAAGUACUUCUAAAUAAAUAUGUAGUGUAAUGCCCUAAUGUCAACGAUAUACAAUAACAAUAAAAUAUAUGAAAGUGUUAGUUUAAACUAUAAUAAGUAGGCAUGUCCGUUGUUUUCUCGUCCAUAAUGAGUAACGCGAAAUGUUGUACACUUACACUAUCAACCAUAUGCUGCACCUUUAAUCUGCGACGUAUCCAAUUUUAUAUCUAUAGCAUCUACUCGAGUAUUGUACUCAGAACCUUAACCAAACCCUAUAUUUUAACUUACCUACACUUGAAAACCGACGAUGUAUCUAUUUUUAUUACGGGACACUGAUCAGUUUAAAAAAAUCUUAAACAACAUAAAAUGUUUCUUCUAUGACGUUGGUGUUUGUGGUUCAGUGGGUGUUAGGAGGUCUAUCUAUCGAUGGGUCGCUCGUUUUUGUCGGGUAAUGUCUGUCGUUGGUUCGAUUCUCGUGUCUUGGUCGUUUUCGGUUGUAAUGUGACGUUAUGUUCGUUGUUUUGGUUGGUUGUCGGGUUUUGGAUUGUUUUGGACAAUUCUUUGACUAUGAUUUAAUUUUGAAAUUAUGAUAAACUUUGUGCUGUUACUUAUAAAACACUAUAGGUACCUGUGGUGGGUUAUAAGUGAUGGCCUUUUCAUCAUUCGAUUUUCGAUUGGUCGAUAUUAAUGUUUCACAUUCAUAUCUCACCAAUCUGUUUGUUGAAUGAUGUUCCAAAUCUAAGUAGCGACUAUUACGACGUUAUAUAUACAACCUUUAUUUACAACGAUGUUUUUCAUGGAAAUAAAACACUUCAUGUCUUUAUGAUUUCUAUCUACUACGAAACACUACGAUUGAUAUCUAAAGUACGGCAUUUAAAAACCUAACCUGUUUCUUACAGAAAUAUUUUAAGGGUAUUUACACGAAGAGUAACUACUUAUACGUACCAUGCUGUAAGUAUAUAGACGAGGUCAGAUACUAAAAGAUUCCCCUUCAUAGUAUAUGUUUGACAUAAUGUAGCACUAAUACUACGUAUAAGUACAUACACCAAUUCAGUGGAUAAAAAUAAUAAAUGUUACUAAAUGA